AUGCCUUCCAAGAUCGCCCUCUCCAUCUCGGUCUUGACCGCCGCCCUCGGCAUGGUCAACGCCGCUCCUCACUACGGUGCCGAGUACUCGUACUACAACGGCGGCCACAACGUCGAGUCGACCAACGAGAACAAGCUGGUCGACGCCUCCGAUCUCGGCCUCAACAUCGACAUCCUCAAGCGCACCGACUACUCGGCCUGCAAGAAGUACAUCUCUUCGUACAACGGCGGUCACAACGUCUACUCGGUCAACGAGAACAAGCUCAUCGACCUCAGCGACGCCACCGUCAACCUCAGCCUGCUCAGCUCCAACGGCCGCAAGCAGAAGACGUGGAAGAACGCCCCCGCCUACUGCCUCGAGUACAUCAAGAGCUACAACGGCGGCCACAACGUCAUCGUCAAGAACGAGAACAAGCUCGUCGACCUUUCCGGUCUGCUCGCCAACAUUGGCAUCCUGAGCAAGCGCAACGCCCCCGAGUUCUCCUACUACGACGCUGGCCACAACGUCGUCUCGGACAACGAGAACAAGCUCAUCGACGCUUCGGACCUCCUCGCCGACGUUGACAUCCUC
Moesziomyces antarcticus is the source of this 570-nucleotide messenger RNA. RefSeq lists its product as uncharacterized. Lineage: Eukaryota; Fungi; Basidiomycota; Ustilaginomycetes; Ustilaginales; Ustilaginaceae. The record is from RefSeq and is a predicted model, not a curated record. The annotation marks the transcript as partial. The transcript has a single exon.